Molecule: messenger RNA, 2257 nt
Organism: Gymnogyps californianus (California condor)
Lineage: Eukaryota; Metazoa; Chordata; Aves; Accipitriformes; Cathartidae
Gene: OAF
Product: out at first homolog
Exons: 4
Coding region: 60-887 (275 amino acids)
Source: RefSeq, a predicted model, not a curated record
GCCCUGAGCCCGCGGCGGCCGGCCCCGGCUCCGCGCUCCGGCGGGGCGGGCGCGGGGGGAUGCGCGGCCCGCGGCGCCGGCUGCCGGCGCUGCCCGCGCUGCUCUGGCUGGCGCUGGCCCCGCUGCCCGGCGCGCCCGGCCCCGCGGCGCGGGCCGAGCUGCGGGUGCGGGUGCGGCUGCCCGGGGGGCAGGUGACGGAGGAGAGCCUGCAGGCCGACAGCGGCUCCGACUGCAUCAGCCUGGAGCUGCGCACAGCCGACGGCGCCCUCGUCACCCUCACCGCCGACUUCAGACAGGAGGUGAAGAUCUUCCGUGCCUUAAUCCUAGGGGAGCUGGAGAGGGGCCAGAGCCAGUUCCAAGCACUCUGCUUCGUCACGCGGCUUCACCGCAACGAGAUCAUCCCCAGUGAGUCUAUGGCAAAGCUGCGGCAGAAAAAUCCCAGGACAGUGCGACAGGCUGAGGAGGUGCGGGGCCUGGAGCAUCUCAGCAUGGAUGUAGCUGUCAACUUCAGCAAGGGGGCCCAGCUGAGCUCUCACAUCCACAAUGUCUGUGCAGAGGCCAAAGAAGCGAUUUACACCCGAGAAGAUGAUGUCAAAUUUUGGCUGGAGAAAGGGGUGGAUGGCUCCAUGUUUGAGGUCCUGCCGCAGACAUCUGAUCUCCCUGACCUGCAGCGUUGCAAGCUGUGUGCAGACCGCUGGAAACCCUGCAUUUGCAGCUACUCGCUGAGCAUCGAGUGGUACCCGUGCAUGCUGAAGUACUGCAAGAGUCGCGAUGCUGGGGGCAAGGUUUCUUCUUACAAAUGUGGCAUCCGCAGCUGCCAGAAGGGCUACACCUUCGAUUACUAUGUGCCGCAGAAGCAGCUGUGUCUCUGGGACGAGGAGACCUAGCAGAGCCAGGCCAGAUCUUUUCAAGGGACAGCUCAUCUGCCUCCUGCCACCAUUUAUGAUCCUAAGGGCCUCCUGGAGCUGGCUGCUCCAAAGAAGGAAUACGGUUCACAGCGGUGCCUUGUACCAGGAGAGCUCUGUGUGUGUGCCUUUCCUUCUGGCCCCCUGUGACUCCCUCCCCACCUGACGCUGCCUCAUACUGUGAUAAGCGGGCUCAGCUCACUGCGUGUUGAUGCUCUCCUGCCAGCUGCCAGGAGAUCCGGCUUCCUGGGAGAAGCAGGAGACACAGGUUUCUGGGGUGAAGCACCAGGAGGGGUGUGUUUUGCCCUGCUCUGGAGUUAGCAGAUGUGAAAGGCGGCAGCUCUGAUCAGUUAUCAGCCUCGAGCAUCCUGAUGAGAGGUCAGGGCAGGGAGAGAAAUGGUCUCGAUGACCUGGGUUGUCAAACAUCUCAGCCACCGAAGAAGCCCCUUCACUGACUUCACCACUUCCUGGUGACACAACAGCAUUUCCCAACGGGAAACAGCUGAUUUAUGGGACCACGUACCCUGAACAAGGAAAGUACGAAGCCUACCCAAAGCAAGAGCCUGCCUGUAGCUUUUUCUAGUGUCUAACUGGCUGUUAAAUCCUUCCUGUGGCUAGAAGAUGUAAUGGGGGGAUAUAUCCCAGCAAUGACUUUUGCCCCUAAAGGGCUGGUAAUUAGGGCUCUAAUUAAUCCCUGUUUAGACUAGUGAAGGCCCAACUUUUUGUGUUGGUCCUGUGACUCUCCCACUAAGAAAGAAACAUCUAGAGACUUGUGACUACCAUCAUAACAUUGUGGUUGUGAGGGGGAAGGAUGAUCCCAGGUGGGUUCUCACUGUCAUUUUGAAGAAGACAACAUUCUACAUCUACGUCCAGUUUUAUGUCCUACUCUGCCAGCUAUUCACAAGAAGCUCUUAGAUAAUUGUACUGCUUUGCUGUGCCUUGGUUUCUCCUAUAUGUAAAACAGGGACAACACUGAAGCUGACCUUGGCCCUGGUAUAUACCUGGAGGGCAUCAGACAAAAUGCACUGCAGGAGUGCUGCCUGGUUCCUGUGUCCUCUUCCACUCAAGUUAGAACAAGCAGGGAGGGGAGAGAGGCUGUUGGGGUCAUUGUGAACCCCUGUGCCUCCUGGUGAAAAGCCUUCACAAUGUGCCUUUUUGCCUAAAAUACAGGAAUUUUUGACAAAAAAGAGAAUUUGGUCACAAUUAUUUUUGUAUUGAUCACUUAAGGGGGGGAGAAGGGAAAGGUAUUUUAAUAUUGCAACAUGAAGUAAAACACACUUGAAAUGAUUUUUUUUUUUAAAACAAAUUAUUUAUCAUUUGUAAGGUAAAAUAAACUGAUUUUUUUUAAAGCA